This is a messenger RNA of Mus musculus (house mouse), 419 nucleotides long. RefSeq names its product predicted gene, 35427. The transcript has a single exon. The record is from RefSeq and is a predicted model, not a curated record. Lineage: Eukaryota; Metazoa; Chordata; Mammalia; Rodentia; Muridae. Bases 94 to 264 code for a protein of 56 amino acids.
AUCCAGGUGUAUAAAAGGUCCUUGGCAGGUGGUUUCAUCCAGACUCCAGAAACCUACUGCUUUUCUUCCUCUGAACACUCCACUCCUGACACCAUGUGUUACUAUGGCAGCUACUGCGGAGGCCUGGGCUAUGGCUAUGGUGGCCUAGGCUGUGGCUAUGGCUGUGGCUAUGGCUGUGGCUAUGGCUGUGGCUAUGGUGGCUAUGGAUAUGGCUGUUUCCGCCCACUGUGCUGUGGAAGAUACUGGUCUUAUGGCUUCUACUGAGGACCUUAUGUAGAGACCCAGCCUUUCUAACCAGAAGGGCUUCCAAGUGAUUUUACACCAGGAACUCAACAAUGUCUUCAAAUUUUCUAACUUCAGCACAAAACAUCAUGUUUUAUGUUAUCUUUAUCAUACUAUGUAAAUGAUAUCAAGUUUGA